Triticum dicoccoides is the source of this 1756-nucleotide messenger RNA. Its product is annotated as putative receptor-like protein kinase At4g00960. The coding region runs from base 182 to 1534 and encodes 450 amino acids. NCBI's taxonomy places the organism in Eukaryota, Viridiplantae, Streptophyta, Magnoliopsida, Poales, Poaceae. Gene Ontology annotation, biological process: protein phosphorylation. Gene Ontology annotation, molecular function: ATP binding; protein kinase activity. The transcript has 7 exons. The record is from RefSeq and is a predicted model, not a curated record.
UUGCUGUCCGUGCAACCAGCAACGCGCUUACCUCCAUUAUUGAAAAGGUUGCAAGGUGCUGCUGGACGAGCAAGCAACCCAGAUCCAUCAUCGUCGCCGACGAGCGAGUCCUCUUCGCCGCCGACGAGCAAGCGACCCAGAUCCACCAUCGUCUUCUCCAGCCUCAGGAGAUAGCCGCAUCAUGGAUAUUAAACUCGUGGAGAUCGAAGCCAUCACAAACAACUUUGCAGAGGAACAGAAAGUUGGCAGCGGUGGGUACGGAGAUGUUUACAGGGCCACUCACAAAGGAGAGGAAGUUGCCGUGAAGAAGCUCCAUCAACUGCAGGGACUCGAUGAUAAGCAAUUCGACAGCGAGUUCCGUAACCUUCGUAACAUACGCCACCAAAAUGUUGUGCGGCUAAUUGGCUACUGCCACGAGUCUCGCAAGAAAUACAUGGAGCACAAGGGGGAGCUUAUCUUCGCUAAAGAGAUGGAGCGCGUGCUCUGCUUCGAAUAUAUGCACGGCGGAAGCCUCGAUAAACAUAUUACAGAUGAAUCUUGUGAGCUUGAUUGGCCGACGUGUUACAAAAUCAUCAAAGGGACUUGUGAGGGCUUACAUCACCUUCACACCUCGCAGGGGAAGCCUAUUUUACAUCUAGACUUAAAACCAGCCAACAUAUUGCUGGAUAAGAGCAUGACGCCUAAAAUCGCGGAUCUUGGUUUGUCCAAACUUGUUUCUUCGACAUUAACACAUAAAACAGAGAUUGUCAAAGGGACACAAGGGUACAUGCCACCAGAGUAUGUAGACAAUGGCUACAUAUCGAACAAGUUUGACGUGUUUAGUUUUGGCGUCGUAAUUAUAAAAAUGGUGGCCGGUAAUGUGGGCUACUUCCGUUGUGCUGAAAUGUCUCACAAAGAGUUUAUUGAGCAGGUAACUAAAAACUGGGCGAAAAGGUUGCUGGCAGAGCCUGGGUAUUCCUCGCACAAAACCGACAUCCUAGGAGUCACUAGAUGUGUUGAAAUUGCAUUAAAAUGUGUGGACAAGGACCGAAACAAAAGGCCGUGUAUUAAGGAUGUUGUCCAUGAGCUGGAGGAACUAGAAGCUGAGAUCAAGAAAAUGUCCCUAUCUUCUGACCAGUCAAAAGGCCUAAGUCUGCAGAGAAGCUGUGACACCAACAUUCUCUCGGUGGAUCCGACCCUCGAGCUGCGGUUCGUCUUUGAGCACAGGAAGGAGGCGUCGUGCUGUCUGCAGAUGACCAACAAGACGGGUGGCUUCAUUGCAUUCAACAUAUUGAUGAACAAGAGCAAGUACAGUGUGCGGCCAAGCCAAGGGACCAUGCCGCCAUGCUCCAGGCGUUAUGUUGUCGUGACACUGUCAGCGCAAGAGGCGGCGCCGCAAUACAUGCGGUGUGACGACAUGCUCCUGGUGCAGAGCACCAGCAUCACCCAGGAUCUUGGUGAGAUCAAUUAUCAAGAAUUGUUCGACAUGGCCAGGGCGGAUAAGGUGGUUGAUGUGGUGCAUCUGCCAAUUGUUUAUGUCACGUUAGAAGAGUAGUCUCCUCCACCAGGAACUGAGAAUAGCUCUGGUUGUAAAGCGCCAUGUUGGUAGGUUCAGUCAGUGCUUGAGUUGUUGUUUGAGAAAGGGUGUUCUUUCUUAGGUCUAGUUGAUCGUCUGUUCUUCGAUUGUUUGAGAAAGGAGUCAUACGGAUCUUUCCGUAAACAGGUGGAAUAAUAGAACACCUGGAAGUGAAGUAUAUAAAUAGGUACCUACGCUCUA